AUGCUUGGUUUUUUCGUCCGUGAUGGUUACGAGUCACGCCGAUCAGUAUUUGCAAGGGCAACUGCGAAACUUCACGAUAGGCGGGUCACGAUGGACAACGUGCCGCCGGAGUACGCUUUUUUGGAGGAGGGAACGUCCUUCUUGCAGCACAUGAGCCCAGACCUGCACAUUUAUUACUCUCCAGAUGUUAUAGCAGUGAGUUUUACGUUAAUAAGGCCUGUCGUUUGGGGCUUCGUGCCUUGGUUGCUGAUGGGGUCCACGACCUUCAGCCGCAGAUCACAAACAAGCGUGGGCAACUUUACACCGUGCACGGAGAAAAACCAACGUAUUUAUGAGCGGAUCUUUCAAGCAGUGAGGGAUGCCAUCAUCGCAGCUGGCGGACCAGAAGACAUACGAAUUGUAUUGGACUUUGAGAAAGCCGCCAUUAACGCGGCCAGGAGGUGCUUCCCAAGCGCAUCAGUAGAGGGGUGCGCUUUCCAUUUAGCGCGCGCGUGGAACAAGCAAAGAGAUGAUCUUGGGUUGCUCCCGCAGGUAAGGGGGACCCAACGGUGUAGGAGGAUUGAAAGCUGGUGGAACACUAUAAAGGGGCUCAUCUUUUUACCACCAACCUACACCGACGGGUCCCUGCGCGCUUCAAACCACCUGUUCCUAGGGGACAUAGCGCGUAUGAUUUUGCGUGCAGUUUCUCGACUACCUUCAGCGCCAUUGGUACGAGGGCCCUUUCAGGGACAUGUGGAACAAAUGGAACAAGAAAAAGAACUUGGAGUUGUGCUUGGAGUGAGGUAUCCCCCUAUGGCAGACCUCAUUAUCGCACUGCACGGCUUUGUGGGGAAAGGCAAGAGGAACACCUCGACCACGGCUGACCGGAGGAGAGCAGAACCGAAACGUGUUCGCCCAGAGGAUGUCCAGCGACGUCGUCGCGUAUCCAGAGAGAUGGCCCGCUUCAAAAUCGUCCUUCGCCGCAACGCCUUCAUUCGGACCACAACGAUAACCACUUACUGUCGAAGAAUGUCCGAGUUCAUCACCGAACAGUCGCGUACAUAA
Messenger RNA from Cooperia oncophora, 1044 nucleotides. The record is from the annotation of a GenBank genome assembly. Lineage: Eukaryota; Metazoa; Nematoda; Chromadorea; Rhabditida; Trichostrongylidae.